AUGACGGUUCCAUCGAGUGGUGUCUUAGUUGGUAUAAUUGAAGAUAUAUCAGCCAAAGAUCAGCUUCAGACAAAACAAAAACUAAUUAUUUGGUAUUCGUUAUGGUGGAGAGCCAUUUUCGCAGAAUUUCUUUCAACUCUCUUACUAGUGCUGCUUGGUUGUAUGUCCUGCAUACCUCUUGACGGUUCUGACAUGAGACCGUCUAUUGACGGAGCACUUGGUUUUGGAUUGGCAGUGUUAUUUAAUGUUCAAACCUUUGGACAUAUUUCAGGAGCACACAUGAACCCAUCCGUUACAUUAGCUGCAAUGCUUUGGAGAAAAAUAUCUUUUUCUUUGGGCAUAGCGUACAUAAUUGCUCAGUGUCUGGGGUCAAUUUUUGGUUAUGGAAUUUUAAUUCAAAUAUCGCCCAUUGAUUUGAUUAACAGAGGAGUUUGUACUACUCAACCGCACGUAAACUACACCGGUCUACAAGCUUUGGCAGUGGAAGUGAUUUUAACGUUAUCCUUAAUAUUUCUAGUAUGUGCAAUGUGGGACCCUCUUAAUGCCAAUUCUCAGGAAUCUAGUUCAUUGAAAUUUGGGUUUGCUGUGGCGGGAUUCUCCAUAGCUGGCGGUCCAUUAACUGGUGCUAGUCUUAAUCCCGCAAGAACCUUGGGACCAGCUCUUUGGUCGGGAAUAUGGAAUACCCACUGGGUUUAUUGGACUGGCCCAUUACUUGGUAGCACAUUAGGUGCAAUGUUUUAUAAAUACACUUGGCUAAGAAAAAGUGUAGACGUAUAG
Molecule: messenger RNA, 777 nt
Organism: Parnassius apollo (apollo)
Lineage: Eukaryota; Metazoa; Arthropoda; Insecta; Lepidoptera; Papilionidae
Source: the annotation of a GenBank genome assembly